UUUAUUUAGUGCAAAAAAAUAUUAUUACAAUAAUGAAAUCUUGUCAACCUAAAAAACCUCAAGAAGUAAAUCGCCCUUCAAACUUUUUGUCAGAAGAUGAAAAUUCUUUAGUUUUUAAUCUAAUUGGAGAGAAAUGCGUUACCCUUUCAACAACUAUUGUUCAAGCCUUCACAAGUGGUAUUGGGGAAUGUUCGUGGCAAAAGCUUUGUGAUGGCGUUAUUUGCUUUGUUAAAGACGACCAAAAAUAUUCAUAUUAUAUUCGUGUAUUUGAGUUAGGGGUAAACCAAUUAGUCUUCGAGCAGGAUAUUAAAAAUCUAUCCAAGUGCAAGACCUUAAAAGAAUGUUGGCACGCGUUUAAAGUUGAUAAUCUUAUUGUGGGUCUAGAAUUUAUUGAUCCACAGGAAGCCAAUCAUUUUCUUCAAAUAAUAAAAGAAAAACUCAGAGCUAUAGAGGAGCAAAAAACAGGUGAAGACGGUUUUUCUAAUUUAAAUUUAUUUAAAUUGUUUCAAUUCUAUGAUUUGCCUUAAUUAAAAUUUAACCUUUUUAUGAUACUAAAAAAAUUGUCAAGUAUCAGCAUUUAUAGUUAACAACAAGCUUAUAAACUAUAGAAUUCUAAAUACAGUGACAGUAGUAUCAUUUAGUAAAUAAUACUUUUUUCUAAUUAUUGAAUCUAGGUUUGGUGUUUUUUAUAAAAUAAAACCCAAUUUAUAUAAAAUAGACAACCAUUGCGUCUGAGUAAGCGCAUUUGAGAACCGUAAGUGAACACAUUAGAGAGUUUUUUUUUAUAGUGCUUAAAAAACUAGUUUUUGGUUCAGCUAAAAAUUAAUUUUUUUAAGAACCAUAGCGUGAUUUAUUUUAAGGGUAACUAAUUUUACUAAAAGUGUUUUUUAGACAUCACUUAAGGACGUAUACUAUUUUUAUUAUAACUAAUAGUUUAUAAAAAAGAUACUCAAUUAAUACGUUAUUAAACUUUAUAAAAACGACGCAAAAAUAUAUAAAUAUUAUCCGAGUUAACCUAAACGGAUUUCUGGAAACCACAACACUGAUAGAUGACCUAUAUACCUCAUCUAGAUUAUUCCGCCGAUUCUUUCACACUUGUCCGAAGGUUUAAUUUAGUAAUAUUUAAAUAGCUUCUGGCUUCAUAAUUUUAGGAUUUGUUUUUUCUUUUUUUUUUUAAUGAAAACUUUUCUUCAUUUAAAAAUAAACCAAAAUACAUUUAUGUGAGCGAAAAAGAAAAUUAAUGUUUAAAUGCUAUUUGAUAUAAGUUAUCAUAAAAUAACAGUACCAUAGUUAAAAAAAACGCUGGAUAUUUGCAGACGACCAGAAAGUCUUAUUGAAAGAGCAGCUGGGUAACACAAUGAUAUACAUUUAACUAGAUGCGUAACUUCGCAAAAAUACUGUUAAAAAAAAGUGAAUCAUUUUUUUUAAGCCGGAAACCAAUAAAAACAAAAAUUGCUAACGUUCGUUUUUUACGUUAAUAAACAAGUUUGUUAAAGUAUUUAUAAACUGUUUUUAAAAGCAUUGAUACAUAAAAAAAAACAGAGCUUUAGCUUAGCAUAUUUUUUUACUUUUACAGCUAUAAUUUGAAGGUUUUCUGUGGGAAUAUUUUGAGUUAUAGUUAUAAAACUUAAUGAAUAUAUAUUUAUUGUGAAAAAAAAGAAAUUGAUAAUUUUGGUAUAAAUGGUGACCCAGUAAACAUUGAACAGUUGGUAAAUAGUUGGCCCGAUACUAAUAACCAACUAUUACCUUCAGUUGGGCCAACUGUCGGCUAUUUAGUUGGUACCGUGAAAAAAGCGUAACGCUUUUACCAACACUAGCCAAAUGUUUUAUAAACUGUUGGUACCAUUUAUGGCCCAACAGUAGUAAAACAGUUGGCUAACAGUUGGUACCAUUACCAACCCAAACAUGUGAUUUUUUUUCGCGAUAUUCUAAAUUUGCUUUUCCACUUUAAUUGAAAGUGCAAAUGCUAUAAAUGUUUUGAAUAUUACUUAGUAACAAAGUUCUUUUCUUAUAACCUCUAGUUACUACUUUAUAGCGAUUGAUUGUUUAUCAGAUUUUACCAGUCAAACAGUACUACUGCACUCACAAAAUAUUGUAUUUUUUAUAGUUAACUUAGUUGAAUACACAAAAUUAACAAAUUUUUUUAAUCAUUAAACUUUUAUUUCCAGAUCAUUAAGUAAAAAUAUUUACAAAUACAAAACUAAAAAUAUUCCAUUAAUUUAGUUAACCAUAUAAAGGACGGAUUAACAUCAGUUAAGUUCUUUUUAAAACAUGUCACAACACAGGUACCAGAAAAAGUAAAGCCUGCAAAUACCUAAAAAAAGAAAUUUAAAAAAAAUUACAAAUUCAACCAAAAAGGUAUUACGUGCAUUUUGUUAUUAGUAGAAUUAGGCUAAUAAUAUAACAAAAUGUAAAAAAAAUAAAAAAAGAGCUAUAACAGCCUAGGUCUAUCCACAUUAACACAGUGACAAAAACGCAUAGCAUUUAAUAUUUGUAAGCAGACAUUACUAUGUAUCUCCAGAGUAAUUAAAAAAGAAAAGAUUAUAAAAAGGCUUGACGACACAAUAAAGUAACACUGGUAAAAUAACACCGCAACUUAAUAAUAUAUUUUAUCAACUAAAAUAAUUGGACUAAAAAGAUUUUAUUUAUUACAAUAUUUAAACAGUUUAGGGUCAAUUAUAGUUAUACAAUAUGCACAAUUAUAUGAUAAAAUAGCGAGCAACUCGUUAAAUAUUUCUUAUAAAUGGUCAUUAAGAAAUACCUUAGAGCUCAGUAAUUGUAUAAGUUUAAAUAAUUCUUCCUCUCUUCUAAGAGAAAAAGGAAGAGAAAGUGUUUCCAAAGCAGCAUGUUAAAAAAAGUAAAAAUACGCAAUAAGUAGUAGUACCUGGUUUUAUUAUGUUAUUGUGUUUCCAAAGCAGCAUGUUAAAAAAAGUAAAAAUACGCAAUAAAUAGUAGUAACUGGUUUUAUUAUGUUAUUGUGUUUCCAAAGCAGCAUGUUAAAAAAAGUAAAAAUACACAACAAAUAGUAGUAACUGGUUUUAUUAUGUUAUCAGUAAACAAAGUUAUUUUCCCCUUGAUUAAAAGGUAAUUUCCAGCAUUUUUUAACUCAACUCCAC
Hydra vulgaris (swiftwater hydra) is the source of this 3116-nucleotide messenger RNA. Its product is annotated as actin nucleation-promoting factor WASL. The record is from RefSeq and is a predicted model, not a curated record. Lineage: Eukaryota; Metazoa; Cnidaria; Hydrozoa; Anthoathecata; Hydridae.